Darwinula stevensoni is the source of this 1981-nucleotide messenger RNA. The record is from the annotation of a GenBank genome assembly. Lineage: Eukaryota; Metazoa; Arthropoda; Ostracoda; Podocopida; Darwinulidae.
AUGGGUGAGAUUUGGAUGGCGGUGUUCCUUGCCGGGGCGGCUCUGACGGUGUAUUCCGUGCACCUGGUAGUGGCGGAUUACCUCUCCUACCCUGUCAUCACAUACGUAUCCAUGAGCCACGCACGAAAGAUGGUUUUCCCUGCCGUCACCGUCUGCAACUCUAAUCCCAUCGUCUGCUACAAACUGACUCAGCUCCGGGACCUGCUACCCGAGUUAUGGAAUGUAUCCGGGUGCACGGUUGAGGACUUCAUGCUCAGUCCCGUCUUUUGGCUUCUCUCACCGUAUUUGGAUCGCGAAAAACUCAAGAACGCAAUCGAUGGGUAUUUGCAAGAGACGGUGAAUACAACGGAAUUGGCACUUACUGUAGUGGAUCAAGGCAACUCAUACACGGAAAAUUCGUCACUCCUAGACUUGAUGUCUGGAACGAACAAGCAAUCUCGAUUGGAUGGUCUUCUCAAGAGCCUAUUAUAUGUGGCUCCAGUGGAGUUCAAGGCUAGGAACGGCAGCAGGGCCUUUGAUAUACUCAUGGCAUACUUGAUUAGGAGUAUCCAGUCCAGCUCACCCCAGAGUAGCACUACAGCAGCUAGCCUAUCGACCACCACACUGAAUGCUAGCAGUGAAAAUGCGAGUAAUCAGACUUCUCAGCAAAGGAGGAAGAGAGCUGCCACGCUCCAAAGCACAACAAGUAGUCCUGUUGCUAAUCAGGACGGACUACAUGGAUUUGGAGUGGAGGACAUCUCAGUCGCAACAGAAGAUUACUUGAAUAGUUGUACCGUUAUAUCAGCCACCACCCGUAUAGCCAGUCAGUACGGUACCAUCGGCGCCAACAGCCAUCGUAAUUUCCAAGUGAUGCUGAUCCCUCAGUACGGGACUUGCUUCAUGUUCAACACAGCCUGGAAUUCAAAAGAUUCAAGUGGAGGAAAGAGGAUCUCGAGCAAAACCGGAGAAGAAUCAGGGUUAUCACUGGAAUUAUACCUGGAUCAGAUAAGUUACAUCAAGAAUCCAACAGCAUCGAGUGUUGGAGCCCGAGUCACCAUUCAUUCCCCAAACGAAUGGCCGAAUCCAGUGGAACAAGGAUAUCUCGUUCAACCCAACACUCGCAAUGUUUUCGCCUUGCAAGCUGUGGACAUUUCCAGAUUGGAGAGUCCCUACAGCACAGAUUGUUUCUCGGACUGGAAUCAAACAGACUACAAACCCUUCUCUAUGGAUAAUCCAAAUGCCACCCUCGACUACAGUCUAGUCCAAUGCGAGCGACUGAGAGAAACGGCGGAGAUCGCGAAGAAUUGCCACUGUCUCAAUCCUGAAAUCCAGGACAAUUUCCUUCACAAUGGAGUAUCGUACCUGGGCUAUCCCAUGUGCAACAUCAGCAUCGGAGUUUCAUCUUGCAUUCGUUACAAACGUGAAGCAAUAAAUGACACCCUGUCGGACCUCAUGCAGGAAGAUCUGCUUUCACGAGCGGUUUAUAAAUUGGGAUACGAAGAUGCCUUCGCCACAGUUCGUAAUGACCCAGUCCAGUUCGCGGCGGUAAAGGAACAACUUAAGAAAGACAUGCUGAAGGUGGAGGUCUUUUUCCGGUCUCUCAAUCUCCAAGUCAUCCAGGAACAGCCGAAAUACGAUUUGAAUGGAUUGGUGAGCAACCUAGGUGGGGUAUUCGGAAUAUACUUGGGAAUGUGCGUCGUGAUGCUCAUCGAGGUCGUGGAAUUCAUCGUCGUUCUCAUCAUCGACAUCAUCCGGCAUUUCUUCGGAAAAGAUUCAAGAGAAAGCGAAUUGGAGAAAGCUUGGAGAGGACACGGGAAUCCGGAUCCAUCUGAGGCGAACCCGGGAAAGCGACGCGGCUUUCCCGUCUCUCCUGGGCCCGAUGCCUACAGUAGGGCCAUGGCCUCGCUCCACCCCGUCGCACACGUGCAUUAUCCACGUCAGGGGCAAUUCUUAUCAUUUGAGAAUGAGAAGGCGUGGCGUCAGGGUUGAUUCAAAUGCACCC